AUGUCAGCUACUAAUGACACAACUGAUUUACCAUCAGAAACUAGCAUUGCUUUAGCAUUUUUAAUGAGCUUACUAGCUUUUGCUAUAAUGGUAGGAAAUGCUGUGGUCAUUUUAGCUUUUGUGGUGGACAAAAACCUUAGACAUCGAAGUAAUUACUUUUUCCUUAACUUGGCCAUUUCUGACUUCUUUGUUGGUGUGAUCUCCAUUCCUUUGUACAUCCCUCACAGGCUGUUCGACUGGAAGUUUGAAGAUAACAUCUGUGCAUUUUGGCUCACUAUUGACUAUCUUUUGUGUACAACAUCUGUGUAUAACAUUGUACUCAUCAGCUUUGAUCGAUACCAGUCAGUCUCGAAUGCUGUAUCCUACAGAGCUCAACACACUGGGAUCUUGAAGAUUGUGGUUCUGAUGGUGACCAUCUGGGUAGUGGCCUUCUUAGUGCAUGGGCCAAUAAUUCUAGUUUCAGAGGCCUGGAAGAAUGGGAAGGGGGACUGUGAACCUGGAUUCUUUACAGAAUGG
Eubalaena glacialis (North Atlantic right whale) is the source of this 516-nucleotide messenger RNA. RefSeq names its product histamine receptor H4 (gene HRH4). Gene Ontology annotation, molecular function: histamine receptor activity; G protein-coupled acetylcholine receptor activity; G protein-coupled serotonin receptor activity. Lineage: Eukaryota; Metazoa; Chordata; Mammalia; Artiodactyla; Balaenidae. Gene Ontology annotation, biological process: G protein-coupled receptor signaling pathway, coupled to cyclic nucleotide second messenger; regulation of MAPK cascade; chemical synaptic transmission. The transcript has 3 exons. The annotation marks the transcript as partial. Gene Ontology annotation, cellular component: dendrite; membrane; synapse. The record is from RefSeq and is a predicted model, not a curated record.